This is a messenger RNA of Paramecium sonneborni, 2162 nucleotides long. The record is from the annotation of a GenBank genome assembly. NCBI's taxonomy places the organism in Eukaryota, Ciliophora, Oligohymenophorea, Peniculida, Parameciidae.
AUGAUUGAUUUUAGUUAUUUGCGACCUCCUUCUGAUAUUUAUCAAAUCAAACAUGAUGGUUUAUUAUCAUUUUAUAAUUAUAGACUUUUAUAUAAAACAUGGAGAAGGAAAACAUCAUGUUAGAAAAAUAUUUUUUAAUCAAGAAUUUGAUGAAUAUGAAAAAUAAAAAAUUAAAGAGUUAACUAUCAGCAUUUAAUAACAUAAAUUAACAUUACCCUCUGAGUAAAAUUAUUAUAGACUUUUAGUUGGUGCUAAGAGUUAACACUUAAAUAUUGUUAUUCAGGAGGUUUUGAAAUCAGUAAAUGCAUUUAAAGGUUACAAAAACAUUUAGAGUGGAUUCAUGAUGAAAAUUAUCAAGUCUUAUCUCCAGAGGCUGAAUAAUAUUUAGUUUAAAUAUAUAAAUAUUCAAUUUAGAAAUAAGGCUACAUUUAUUAAUUUGGAAGAGAUCAUUAAUACAGACCAGUUGUUUAUAUAUAAUUGCAUAUGAUUUCCAAAAAUAAAGUUCAUGUACCUACUCUUUUAAAUGCAGCAACUGCUAUUGGAAAUAUUGUAACUAAGUUUAUGUAUGCUCGUGGUUAUGUUGAAAAUUGGAUUGUUGUAUUGGAUAGUGGUGGUAGUGGAUUAUUCGAUUUCCCUUUCUCCACUCUCAAUAUGAUUAAUGAAUUCUUUUCAAUUAACUACACAAGUUCAUUACAUAAAAUGUUUAUUUUGAAUCCUUCCUUCUUCUUUAAUUCAUCAUGGAAGUUAAUUGAAAGUAUUCUAAAUUCUCAUUUUAGGAAUUAUUCAUCCAGAAACUGCUGCUAAAAUCAAUUUCCUUAAAGCGUCAGAUUUCUAUAAAUUAUAAGAAUUAAUUCCACCUGAAGAAAUUGAAAUCAAAUAUGGAGGUUAACAUCCUAAUUUAACUACUUUCUGGCCUCCUAUUAAUACAAAAACUCAAAACAAUUAACCAAAUGAUGAAUUUCAAUAUAUUUAAAGACCACAUACACUUACAAAACGUACUUAAAGUCUUAAAGAAUCUGAAUAUUUUAGUAUUGAUAACAAUUCCAAAGAGUUUUAUAAUAAUUCUAAAAUGAAAGGUAAUCUAUUAUCUAACUAGAAUAUCGAAUACAUGAACAAUUUUAAGAAAUUGAUUAAUAACAUGCAUAAUGUUGUUCUUGUAAUAUAAUGUGAAACAAAAUAAUUUUUUUAUUUUAUUAAAUAUUUUAUGGAUAGAGAUCUUAUUAAAGGAAAUAAAAUAUGUUAUAAUUAUGAAAAAGAACGAUUAAGAUAAAUUCAUAAACACAAUCUCUCUAUAGCACAUCCUUUAAGUAUAUUACUUAAAAACAAUUAACAGUUAGAACUUAAAUGGAAAGGUUAUCAUAAAACUAAAAUAAGAAACUAUAAUUAUAAGAAGAGAGAUUUACUGAAAUAGAAAGAGAAAAUCGUAUUUUAUUAGAAAAAAUCCAAAGUAUUAUGAGUAUUCUUAGAAUUUAUAACUAGAUAAUGAGCGAAAGAGAGCCACUACAAAUUGGUAGAAUAAUAAUCUGACAGUUUCUAAUUUCAAUUAAUCUUAAUCACUCAAUAGGAAAUAAUCUCUUAAUAAAGAAAAAAGAAAAAAAGAGUUAGUUAGAAUUACUAUUGAAAAUUAAAGAUUAAUGAAUAGACUAGUAACCAAAAAACCUAAUUAUAAUACUAAAAUUAUUUUGAAAUAAACAUCUCAUUAAUAAUAAUUAGUUUAAUAGAUUGCUGAAUAUCCUUUAAAAAAAUCAAGAAUUUAAACUUCUAUUAGACAUAAAACUCUUGAUUUUUCAAGUAAAUAUGAUUAUUUAUUAAAGAAAGCAGUUUUAUGGGUUGUUUACCUAAUUAGACUAAUCAUACACCAAAUAAUUAAUAAAACAGAAAAAUUAUGCUAUAUAAAUCAAAUAAAAAAAUUAAUGAUAAUUUAUAUUACAUUGAAGUUUUCUAUGAAGAUCAGUAAAUAUUAUAUAUAUUUUAGCCUAUUCAAAAUAACUGUUGAUAAUGAAGAAUGUUCCAAUACAAAGGUUUUUGAAAUGCCUUAAGAAGAUGCUUUAAUUGUUUUGAGAGAAAUAUAUAAUAAUGAUAUCUUAUAAUUAGUUGAUGCUAUAAAUGUUGAUAAUAAUAUUCAUCUAGCAGGAUUGGAAUAAUUUGAGUAAUCUCAAUGA